CCAGAGGGCGUUGCGGAUCCAUGCCGGUUCUAGUUGGAAUCACGAAGUAGCGUACACUUCAGCAAGUUUCAGGCGGCAUUUCGUGGGUUGAAUUCUCUUUCAGACCGAGGUUCCCCGGCUGCGUGAGUCUGGGAUCGAUGGUUCCGCCGCGGCUCACGGGCGCCCUGCGCUCCUUCUCCAACGUCAGCAAGCAGGAUGACUGCAUGGUGGAAGCCUACGAUCUGAAGGCCAAGCGGCUGAAGAGGCAGGAGCUGUUUUCCAAGGAAGGCCUGACCUGGAAGAAGGUUGUGCAGUUCUUCAACCAGCACCUGGAGAAGAGUGCGCAGCAGACCGCUUCUGGGGAGCUGAGGAAUGUCCUGCAGGCUGCCCAGCAGAUAGUGGGCGCGGACUUUGGUCAGGAGACCAUUGAGAGUGCUGCAGUCUUUCUCUUCAAGAUUUUCUACAAUAAGGACCAGGUGGGCCAUGAAGAAACCAGGGCCAUCAGGCAAAUGUUUGGCCCCUUCCCCUCCUCUGCAGCCGGAGCAUCCUGCGCAGCCAUUGGGGGGCUCGCGGCGCUUGUCGACGAGACCAAGCUGGAGACGUUUGUGUUGGCGCACAGCUCCAACGCCACCUCUGGCUGCAUUCCUUUUGGACGCAACAUCAGCUUCUGCUUUGACAGCUACGCCCUGGAUUACCUAGAAGGUCUGCCAUGGGACAGCCUGGAAGAAGACGACACCAGCUUGGACUUCGGCAAGUUCCUCACUAGCCAAGCACGGCAGAACGGGACUGUCGAUUGUGCCGUCGAAGGUGCCUCGGGCCACGGUGCCGCUCCUGCCGGUGCCGGGGCUGUCCUCCAACAGGAGGUGGAGCGCUUUCUGGCCCAGGGGCACAUGAGCCAGUCGAGCCCCGAGGAGCUCUGCUCAUCACUGUUCGAGAUGCUGGCGUCACAGAAGACGGACGACGAACUGCAGAAUGAGCUCUUUGAGCUGCUGGGCCCAGAGGGCUUCGAGAUGAUUGAGAAGCUGCUGCAGGGACGCCCUGGAAUUGUCAGCUCCCUCCUAUCUGCGCCCUCUGACCUAAAGUUCAGCCAGCUGGCAGAUGCGGUUCGUAGGGGGGGUACUGAGGGCAGCAAGCCGGCCUACGGGUGCCAGGUGACCAUCCAGUCGGAGCAGGAGAAGCAGAUGUUGAAGCUCUUCCGGCGGGAGGAGAAACGCGAGCGAAAGCGGGAGAGACGUGCUGAGGAGGGUGAUGCCUGCAGCUCCGACGCCUCCUUCCACUUUGACCCCAAGGAGCUACGGUUGCAGAGGGAACAGGCCCUCCUUUCAGCCUGCCGCUCGCCCGUGCUUGGCCGUGAGCGAGAGUACCAGCACGUCCGCUACCCACACGUGUAUGACUCCUACGCUGAGGCCACCAAGAUGUCUGCCUUCGUGGGAGGGGCUAAGAUGCUCUUGCCUGAGGGCAUCAAACGGGAGAACACCAAGAUGUUUGAGGAGGUGGUGAUCCCACCCACCGAAGCCAUGCCCAUCGGCUUCGAGGAGAAACCCAUCUACAUCUCCCAGCUAGAUGAGAUCGGCCAGCUGGUUUUUAAGGGGAUGAAGUGCCUGAAUCGCAUCCAGUCCAUCGUGUUUGAGACGGCGUAUAACACCAAUGAGAACCUGCUGGUCUGCGCCCCUACCGGUGCAGGCAAGACCAACAUCGCCAUGCUGACGGUGCUGCAUGAGGUCCGACAGCAUCUGCAGCCAGGGGGUGUCAUUCGCAGGGAUGAGUUCAAGAUUGUCUACGUGGCCCCCAUGAAGGCCUUGGCUGCUGAAAUGACGAAUUACUUCAGCAAGCGUCUGGAGCCGCUGGGCAUCGUUGUUAAGGAGCUAACCGGGGACAUGCAGCUGACCAAGGGGGAGAUCCUCCGUACUCAGAUGCUGGUGACGACCCCUGAGAAAUGGGACGUCGUGACCAGGAAGAGUGUGGGGGAUGUCGCGCUCUCCCAGAUUGUGCGACUGCUGAUCCUUGAUGAAGUGCAUCUUCUCCAUGAGGAUCGUGGGCCUGUGUUGGAGAGCCUGGUGGCCCGAACUCUACGCCAGGUGGAGUCCACACAGAGCAUGAUUCGCAUCCUGGGCCUCUCAGCUACGCUGCCCAACUACCUGGACGUGGCGUCGUUCCUGCACGUCAACCCCUAUAUCGGCCUUUUCUACUUUGACCAUCGCUUCCGCCCUGUGCCGCUGGGACAGAGCUUUGUGGGCGUCAAGACCACCAGCAAGAUACAGCAGCUGCAUGACAUGGAGGAAGUCUGCUACGACAAAGUCUUGGAGCAGAUUCGGGCCGGGCACCAGGUAAUGGUGUUUGUUCAUGCCCGCAACGCCACCGUAAGGACCGCCCAGAGCCUCAUCGAGAUGGCAAAGAACCAUGGAGAGUCGACAUUCUUCCUAGCAGAACAAGGCCCCGACUAUGGCCAGUGUGAGAAGCAGGUGCAGAGGUCCCGGAACAAGCAGCUCAGGGAGAUGUUCCCCGACGGGUUUGGGAUCCACCACGCUGGGAUGCUGCGUCAGGACAGGAAUCUGAUGGAAAGCAUGUUCUCCCGUGGAUACGUGAAGGUGCUGGUUUGCACCGCUACGCUGGCCUGGGGCGUCAAUCUGCCCGCCCAUGCCGUCAUCAUCAAGGGCACCCAGAUUUAUGACGCCAAGCGUGGCACUUUGGUGGAUUUGGGCAUCCUGGACGUGAUGCAGAUUUUUGGCCGUGCGGGACGGCCCCAAUUCGACAAAUUUGGCGAAGGCUCCAUCAUCACCACCCACGACAAACUGAGCCACUACCUCACCCUGUUGACCCAGCAGAACCCCAUAGAGAGCCAGUUCUUGGAGAGCCUUGCUGAUAACCUCAAUGCGGAGGUGGCUUUGGGGACAGUCACCAACGUUGAGGAGGCGGUGAAGUGGCUGAGCUACACCUACCUGUAUGUGCGCAUGAGAGCCAACCCGCUGGCCUACGGCAUCAACCACAAGGCUUACCAGAUGGACCCAGGACUGGAGGUGUAUCGGCGUGAGCUGGUGGUGGAGUCGGGCCGGAAGCUGGACAAGACCCGCAUGGUGCGCUUUGAGGAGCGAACGGGCUACUUCUCCUCCACGGAUCUGGGUCGAACUGCCAGCCACUUCUACAUCCGAUACAACACCAUCGAGACAUUUAAUGAGCUAUUCAACGCGCAAAAAACUGAGGCGGACAUCCUGAGCAUCGUUUCCAAAGCAGAGGAGUUUGAGCAGGUCAAGGUGCGUGAAGAGGAGCUGGAGGAACUCGAGCAGCUGCUGCACAAUUACUGCGAGGUGCCUGCGGCCGGCGGCGUGGAGAACAGCUACGGCAAGAUCAACAUCCUGCUGCAGACGUACAUCGGCCGUGGGGAGGUGGACAGCUUCUCCCUCAUCUCCGACCUGUCCUACGUAGCUCAGAACGCCGCCCGUAUCGUGCGGGCCCUGUUCGAGAUCGCCCUGCGUAAGCGCUGGCCCACCAUGACCUACCGCUUACUCACACUGUGCAAGGUGAUCGACAAGCGCCUCUGGGGCUGGGGCCACCCGCUGCGGCAGUUCCCCAUCCUGCCCGAGACUGUGCUUUCCAGGCUGGAGGAGAGGAGGCUGACCGUCGACAAGCUGAAGGACAUGAGGAAGGACGAGAUCGGCCACAUGUUGCAUCACGUGAACAUUGGGCUUAAGGUCAAACAGUGUGUCCACCAGAUCCCCUUCAUCCUGAUGGAGGCCAGCAUUCAGCCAAUCACACGGACUGUCCUGCGAGUCCGACUCACUGUCACCCCCGACUUCAGGUGGAGUGACCAGGUCCACGGUUCUGUGGGGGAACCCUGGUGGCUCUGGGUUGAGGAUCCAGUCAAUGAUCACAUAUAUCACUCCGAGUACUUCCUGCUUCAGAAGAAACAGGUGGUGGCGUCUGAACCGCAGAACCUGGUAUUCACUAUCCCGAUAUUCGAGCCCCUGCCGUCGCAGUACUACAUCCGCGCCGUGUCCGACCGCUGGCUGGGCGCCGAGGCCGUCUGCAUCAUCAACUUCCAGCAUCUCAUCCUGCCCGAGCGCCACCCGCCACACACUGAGCUGCUGGACCUGCAGCCGCUCCCGGUCAGUGCCCUGGGGAACCGGGAAUAUGAGAGCCUGUACAAGUUCACGCACUUCAACCCCAUUCAGACCCAGAUUUUCCACACACUCUACCACACCGACACCAAUGUCCUCCUGGGAGCUCCGACCGGCUCGGGCAAGACCAUCGCAGCAGAGAUGGCUAUUUUCCGCGUGUUCAACAAGUACCCAUCCUCAAAGGUGGUCUACAUUGCUCCGCUGAAGGCUCUGGUCCGAGAAAGAAUUACGGACUGGAAGUUGCGCAUAGAAGAGAAGCUCGGAAAGAAGGUGGUGGAGCUCACGGGCGAUGUGACACCUGACAUGCGGGCCAUCGCCCGUGCCGACCUGAUCGUGACCACCCCCGAGAAAUGGGAUGGGGUGAGCCGCAGCUGGCAGAACCGAAGCUACGUGCAGAAGGUGGUCCUCCUCAUCAUCGACGAGAUACACCUGUUGGGGGAGGACCGUGGCCCAGUUCUGGAGGUCAUCGUAUCUAGGACCAACUUCAUCUCAUCUCACACCUCCAGAAGCAUGCGAGUGGUGGGUCUGUCCACUGCCCUGGCCAAUGCCCGUGACCUAGCCGACUGGCUCGGUAUCAUGCAGGUAGGGCUCUUUAACUUUCGGCCCUCAGUGCGCCCAGUUCCGUUAGAGGUCCACAUCCACGGCUUCCCUGGCCAGCACUACUGCCCCCGCAUGGCCAGCAUGAACAAGCCAGUCUUCCAAGCGAUUCGCAGUCACUCUCCCGCCAAGCCCGUGCUGAUCUUCGUGUCGUCACGGCGACAGACGCGUCUCACGGCGCUGGACCUGAUCGCUUUCCUUGCCACCGAGGACGACCCCAAACAGUGGCUUCAUCAGGACGAGGGGGAGAUGACUGACAUCAUCGGCACGGUGCGCGAGUCCAACCUGAAGCUGACGCUGGCGUUUGGGAUCGGCUUGCACCACGCCGGCCUGCACGAGAGGGACAGGAAGACCGUGGAAGAGCUCUUUGUCAACUGCAAGAUCCAGGUGCUCAUCGCCACCAGCACACUAGCCUGGGGCGUCAAUUUCCCCGCCCACCUCGUCAUCGUCAAAGGGACAGAGUACUACGAUGCAAAGACCCGGCGCUAUGUGGACUACCCCAUCACCGACGUCCUUCAGAUGAUGGGCCGUGCAGGGCGGCCGCAGUUUGAUGACCAGGGCAAGGCUGUCAUUCUCGUUCAUGACAUCAAGAAGGAUUUCUACAAGAAGUUCCUCUACGAGCCUUUCCCUGUGGAGUCCAGUCUUUUGGGCGUCCUGUCAGAUCACUUGAAUGCUGAAAUAGCAUCAGGAACGAUUACCUCCAAGCAGGACGCCAUGGAUUACAUCACCUGGACGUACUUCUUCCGUCGUCUGGUCAUGAACCCCAGCUACUACAACUUGGAUGACAUCAGCCAUGAGUGCAUGAACAAGUUCCUGUCCAACCUGGUGGAGCGGAGCCUGCGUGACCUGGAGAGCUCCUACUGCAUAGAGAUACAGGAGGACAACCGCUCCAUCGAGCCCCAGACAUACGGCCGCAUCGCCUCCUACUACUACCUGAAGCACCAGACGGUCCGCAUGUUUAAGGAGACCCUGAAGGCGGAGAGCUCCAUGCAGGACCUGCUGCUCAUCCUCACUAAUGCGGAGGAGUAUGCGGAGCUGCCAGUCAGACACAAUGAGGACCAGCUGAACAGCGAGCUGGCUCAGCGGCUCCCCCUGGAGGUGAAUCCGCACUCCUACGACAGCCCUCACACCAAGACGCACCUGCUGCUGCAGGCCCACUUCAGCCGUAGCAGCCUGCCGUGCUCUGACUAUAACACCGACACCAAGACCGUGCUGGACAACGCCCUCCGCAUCUGCCAGGCCAUGCUGGAUGUGGCUGCCAACGAGGGCUGGCUGGUCGCAGCGCUUAGCAUCUGUAACCUGGUGCAGAUGCUUCUUCAGAGCAGGUGGCUGCAUGACUCGUCCCUGCUCACGCUGCCCCACAUCGAGCAGCAGCACUUAUACCUCUUCAGGAGGUGGGGCUCCGACCACGUGAAGGGAAAGGCCCCCGGCUUCCCCGGCCCCAUCGAGGGGCUGCCCGAGCUCAUGGCGGCGUGUGUGGGCCGGGAGAGCACCUUCGCCGCCAUCGUAGGCGAGGAGCUGCAGGCCAGCCAGAUCUCCCAGGCCUGGUCUUUCCUGAGUCAGCUGCCCGUGGUGGAGGUGAGGAUGAGCGUGAAAGGCUUGUGGGAGGAUUGCAGGGAGCGGACAGAGCGCCCCCUACCCACUACCACCUCCAACAUCCGGUCGGAGACGAGCUGGCUUCCUGUCCAUGCCGACCAGGAGUACGUCCUGCAGGUCAACCUGCGUCGCAUCAAUAUCGGCCAACAGAAGAGGAAGCAGGACAGCAAAGCCGCGGCCCCACGGUUUCCCAAGCCCAAGGAUGAGGGCUGGUUCCUGGUGCUGGGCGAGAUCGACAGGAGAGAGCUGCUCGCCAUUAAACGCGUGGGAUACGUACGCAACCAGUCUUCUGCCUCCAUUGCCUUCUUUACGCCCGAGAAGACCGGGAGGUGCAUCUACACCCUCUACCUGAUGAGCGACAGCUACCUGGGCCUGGAUCAGCAGUAUGACAUUUAUCUGAAUGUGAAGCCAGCCAGCGUUGCAGCUCAGGUGAACAGUGAAGUAUCCGAUGCCAUGAGCGACAUCACCCUGUAGCGGUCUGGCCGCUGGACACAGGGCGGCAAAGGGAUUCGACCCCCUGGCUUGUGGCCCCCAGUCCCACCCAAGCCAGGAGUUAAUCCACGUCUGCUCAGGCAUGUGUGUCUCUACCCAGCCCGCAUUUUCUCGGUGGGAAACUCGGCAAGAACCGCAGAUUGGAAAGUUUCAGUUGCAAUUGUCUUACUUGGCAUUUCAGGUUCCUAGAAGAACUCUCACGCUGUCUAGUCUGCCAGCGACUGAGUCAGCUGAACUGCCCCUGUAUGAGUUUUUGUUACGGGCAUGGUAUGGGCGUGAAAUGGGGGUUAAUGCCCAUGCAGUUAUGGGUGCCCAGAUUCUCUAUAGGUCCUUUUUUCCAUUGUUUUAAAUUUGCACAAUUUCUCUGAUUGAUCAGUCAAAACAAUGUAUGUUUAAUCUGCAAAGUUCAGAUGUUUAGUUUAUGACUGUACUUGCCCUUUCCCUUGUUUUCACACUGUGUACAAGUAUGUUUAACUAGCACUGUACAUAUAUGAAUUUUGAUCACUGUAAAGAUUGUAUCUGCGCAAGAAGCUACUCUUGCCUGGCCUGUUUACUUUCUUUGAAAAGAAAUGCAUUUUGGAAUGAAUUGUUGCAAAAUGUGGGUUUACUUGAAUUUAAGCAAUGUUUACAUAGUACUACUUAUGACUGUGUCAUUGGCGUCCCGGCCGCGGUAAUAAAGCAGCAGUGCAACCUGGUUUAGUGGGUAGGGGGUCGAGAUGGGGCUGACUGUACAGAGCACAGAAAAGCUGGAUGUGUUUAUUCAGUGCUGAGGUGAGGAAUGCUUUGCAGGUGCGUGAAACAUGCUUCUCUCUGGGGCUUCCAGUCCUCGGUGCCAAAGUGUGACAUCUGUUUUGAGAACUUUUCGCUCCAGCAGAGCAGCUGCCGUCUUCGAGACGCCAGCGAAUGCGCCACUCAAACGGCAGUAAUACCAAAAUAUUACUAAAUAUAGAAAAAGAACUUUAACGACGUGACAAUCUAGCAUAAUUAUACAAUAUCUUCACAUAAUUCCUUUCAAAGGACCACAAUUAAGAGAAUGCAAGCUUUAAUUGACCUCUCCUUUCCUGCUCAUUAUGCAUAAAAUCAUUUAGUUUUCAAACCAAAUGUACAUUUUUAGCAUUGUUUCUCAGAUCCUUUAAUUCAGUCUAGUGAUACAUGGGAUUAUUCUGAUUGUAAAGUGAAUGAUUCUUUUCCUUCUUCACAUCAACCUUCAAUCCACAGGCCUCAUUUGGGCUUCCAGUCUGCUCUGGUUUUCUUCCUCUAACCCAUCUGUAAACAACAAUAAAAAGGAAAAAAGCAAUGUUCAAAAAUAUGGGAAUGAUUACUUUUUGUUACCACUACCAGAGAAUACUUUGGAAAUUAUUUUAUUAUUAUUGCUGUUGUAGCUGUUGCUGCUGAUGAUGACAUAAUAAUAAUAAUAAUAUACAAACAAAAUUAAACACUAUUGGGAAAUUUGUUGUAACCUUG
This is a messenger RNA of Paramormyrops kingsleyae, 8243 nucleotides long. RefSeq names its product activating signal cointegrator 1 complex subunit 3 (gene ascc3). NCBI's taxonomy places the organism in Eukaryota, Metazoa, Chordata, Actinopteri, Osteoglossiformes, Mormyridae. The record is from RefSeq and is a predicted model, not a curated record. Gene Ontology annotation, molecular function: ATP binding; nucleic acid binding; ATP hydrolysis activity.